AUGACUCCGAUGCUUCAAAGUGCGGGAACUUUAUUUUUGGAGUGCAUUGGUUUGUUUUUGUGUUGUGUUGGACGGUCGUCCGGUUUCGGGUAUUACAGUCACAGUGAAAGUAAUCAAAGAGACGGGACGGACAGACUUCUCUUAAUUCUAGUUGACGGUUGUCGAUGGGAUUAUCCUGAUCAGGACAGUGCCGGACUUCCGGGAUUCAGGAAACUGGCAGAAAACGGUGUCCGAGCACCUUAUGUAACUCCAAUUUUUCCGGCAAAUUCGUAUCCGAAUUGGUAUACUAUUAUGACAGGACUUUACGCAGAGAGUCACGGUUUUGUGCAGAACAUGAUGUACGAUGCUCAAUUCGGAGACUUCUUCCUGAUGGCUCCUAAUGACACUGCCUCGGUUUCGCACUGGUGGGACAGUGCGGAGCCGUUGUGGAUCACAGCGGAGAAGAAAGGAUUACGCUCUGCUCUCUACUGGUGGGACGGUUGUCAGGUUGAAAUACGUGGUAGGAAACCUACAUUUUGCCGAAAAUACAAAUACGUUGGAUAUGCUUGGCCAACAGUUAAUGAGGAUACACGUGAAGCUUUAUUAACAGCUCUUCAGUUACUACAGAAUAAUGAAAUUCACUUGGUACAAAUAUAUUAUGAACCUGUUGAUUUCUAUGGUCACAAAUAUGGGCCUAAUUCUAUAGAGAGAAAAAAAGCAGUCAAAGACAUCGAUAGUCUCAUAGACUUAGCUCAGAGGGAAAUGGCAACCAGAGGACUUUUAAAUAAGGUUAAUUUUGUUGUUUUGUCUGAUCAUGGGAUGACUUCGACCGACUCAAGAGGAUUAAGUGUGAUCAAUUUAAAUAAUCUCAUUGAUAUGGCUGAUAUUCAAUAUAUGGUUUAUUAUGGAGCGACAAGCAUGCUUCUGCCUUACGAUGGAAAACUGGAAAAAGUUUAUGAAGCUCUUAAAGGCAUACCAGGUUUGCAUGUUUAUCUGAAGGAAGAAAUACCUGAACAUUAUCACAUAAAGAACAGCAGAUUAAUACUACCUAUUCUCUUGGUGGCGUCCAAAAAUUAUUAUAUUCGCGGACUGGACAUUCCCGGGAAAAGCAUUCCAACAGGGUCAUCCAUAUCACUUGGCUCCCAUGGGUACGAUCCAUACGAGGUGCCAGAUAUGAGGGGAAUAUUCUUUGCACGAGGACCAGGUUUGAAAAAGAACUACCUCUCUUCUCCCCUUCAAAUGGUGGAUAUUUAUGGCAUUUUAUGUGAACUUUUAUGCAUCCAACCGUUACCUAACAACGGUACUAAAAAUGCAGCAAAAGGAAUCAUCGCUCUUCCAUAUUCUUCUGCCAACAGAUGUCAACAUUUCAACAUAUAUAUCACAAUGCAUGUUUCUGCAAUUUUAUACAUCUUACUAUGCAGACAUUCACCAUUCUUGACUUGACGGAUUAUAAAAGAUCUUUUUAUUCAUAAGAAUUUUGCGAAUCAUGCAUAAUCGCUAUGGAAUGCCAUAGAGUGGCGGGCAAAUUCCAUACUCUUUGAAUGGUAAUUAUUUUGAAGAAUAAGAAG
This is a messenger RNA of Argiope bruennichi, 1547 nucleotides long. Its product is annotated as glycerophosphocholine cholinephosphodiesterase ENPP6-like. The record is from RefSeq and is a predicted model, not a curated record. The transcript has 8 exons. Bases 1 to 1422 code for a protein of 473 amino acids. Lineage: Eukaryota; Metazoa; Arthropoda; Arachnida; Araneae; Araneidae.